UUUCUUCUCCACGGCGUUCUACGCGAAAAUGCGGGAACAGGCAGCAGCCGCGGGAGGGGCGGGUGUGGCGGGGGGGGCGUACCGGCCGGGGGCGGGGGCGGCGGCGGGGGGGGGUCCGUUCGAAGGGGUCAGAGUGAACCUUUUCGACAUAUUUCGGUUCAGUCCGGGGAACAGGGAGAACCUCGGCGUCCCGAAGGCACGGUGGCGGCAGAUCGUUGUCAAGGUGGAGGUUUCGCUAGAGGAGCUGCUGUCGGGGAUUGUCAAGGAGAUAAGCAUUGGCGACUCUAUCAUUGAGCGCUACAAGCAGGCGGCUCGUACCGGGCUGCUGUCGGAGGUUUUGCAGGAGGGGGCAGCUGUGUUCGGAGCCCUGCUGAUCAAGUGCCCAUUACCCGUAUCAGCGGUGGCGUUCGCGGCGUACGUCCACCUCAAGCUCCCGAGGGUGCCGCAGGGCGCCUUCAGGGUGCCGAUUCUGCCGGGGUACCGUAGAGGGACAAAGAUUACGUUUAGCACGCCGGACGGGGUGGACGUGACCUUCGAACUGGUCGAGAAGCAAAGCCAGUUUCGUCGCUCAGGUGACGACCUGUUCGUCAUGCUGCGGCUUUCUCCGAAGAUGGUGAAGCGAGGGUGCGUCGUCAAGGUCCCUACCCUCGACAAGGGAACGGCAAAUUUCGAUGCGGCUGAAACGGAGGGAGGCCAGGGACGGCUACGAGCGUCGCUUGCCAGGGCUGGGCAUGCCUCGUCGCAACGACGGCGGGGAGGACGGCAGCAGUAACCGUGGAGACCUGAUCGUGCACUUUAUGGUGCCACCGGAGGAAGAUUAGUCAGCAGUUGCACAUGCAGCCUGCUUUUCUUCCUAUCCCGCUCCAUUUCUACAGGGAACUGCUGGUUUGGGGGCGGCGUGACGUUUCUGCUAGAUGUCGCGCCGUGCACUCGUUCAUGUAUGAAGCCUCCGUUUUUUCUGGGUGGAUCCUCAUUAGACCAUGCCAUGCGUACCUGGCACCACCACGCAACACUUCCGGCCACAGCUAUUAUUUGAGGAGGGGCAUCGAAACAUUGUUGAGAGUGAUAGGGAGAGGUAGCGGUAGGAGCUUUUGUAUCUCAGCGAAGAAACGCUGAAACGGCGCAUAAACUCCCGAACAACACAGGGCUGUGUGCAGAUCACCUAUAUGACCCACGCACAUCUAGUGAGC
This is a messenger RNA of Ectocarpus sp. CCAP 1310/34, 1190 nucleotides long. The record is from the annotation of a GenBank genome assembly. Lineage: Eukaryota; Phaeophyceae; Ectocarpales; Ectocarpaceae.